Molecule: messenger RNA, 4483 nt
Organism: Gavialis gangeticus (Gharial)
Lineage: Eukaryota; Metazoa; Chordata; Crocodylia; Gavialidae
Gene: SLC35B4
Product: solute carrier family 35 member B4
Exons: 10
Coding region: 1-996 (331 amino acids)
Biological process (GO): transmembrane transport
Cellular component (GO): endoplasmic reticulum membrane; Golgi membrane
Molecular function (GO): UDP-N-acetylglucosamine transmembrane transporter activity; UDP-xylose transmembrane transporter activity
Source: RefSeq, a predicted model, not a curated record
AUGCACCCUGCCGCGGCGGUGGCGCUGGUUUUCGGCGGCUGCUGCAGCAACGUGGUGUUCCUGGAGCUGCUGGCCAGGAAGCAUCCAGGAUGCGGGAACAUAGUGACGUUUGCUCAGUUUUUAUUUAUAGCCGUGGAAGGAUUUAUUUUCGAAGCAAACUUUGGAAGGAAGCGGCCUACCAUACCAAUAAGGUACUACCUGAUCAUGGUGGCCAUGUUCUUCACAGUCAGUGUGGUGAACAACUAUGCCCUGAACUUGAACAUAGCCAUGCCACUGCACAUGAUCUUCCGAUCGGGCUCCCUCAUAGCAAGCAUGGCGCUAGGCAUCAUCAUCUUGAAAAAAAGGUACAGCAUGUUGAAAUAUGCAUCCAUAGCCCUGGUGUCUGUGGGGAUCUUUAUCUGCACUCUGAUGUCAGCAAAACAAGUGGCUUCUGAGUCCAGCUCAAAGGAAGAGGAUGGGCUCCAAGUCUUCCUGUGGUGGCUGUUAGGGGUCGCCGCUCUAACCUUUGCUCUCCUGAUGUCAGCCAGAAUGGGCAUCUUCCAAGAGACCCUCUAUAAAGAGUUUGGCAAGCACUCCAAGGAGGCCCUGUUUUACAAUCACGCGCUGCCCCUUCCAGGUUUCCUCCUCCUUGCUUCGGACAUUGGCCGCCACGCCGUUCUCUUCAGCCAGUCUGAGCCGUUCCAGGUCCCGGUGAUCGGACUGACCUUGCCCAUCAUGUGGUUCUACCUCAGCAUGAACGUCAUCACCCAAUACGUGUGCAUCCGGGGCGUCUUCAGGCUCACCACGGAGUGCACCUCCCUCACGGUCACCCUUGUUGUCACGCUGCGCAAGUUCGUCAGCCUCAUCUUCUCCAUCCUCUACUUCAGGAACCCCUUCACCCCCUGGCACUGGGCAGGCACCGCUUUCGUCUUCAUGGGGACGCUGAUGUACACCGAAGUGUGGACCAGCUUGGGGCCUCUGCUGGCCAGAUGGAGGAAGGGGGCCAAGAAGGAAUAAGGGGGCGGCCCUUUUAGUAUUUUAUCCAGGGAAUCCCCUGAGCAAGGGGGGUUGUUUUUUUAUUCUGCAAAAUUGCUGCUGGCUAUGCCAAGCUGUGGGAGAUGUGAAGCCUUCAGUGGGAAGUGCUUCUAUCUCCAAAGUAUUGAAGGGAGUCUAUGACUCGUCUUCUGGGAUACAAUUUGAUGUCAGUCCUCCCAUUUCUUCCCUCCACUGUUUCUUUUUUGUAAUAGCUCCCUUUCUAAUACGGUAAAUGUCCCCCGUGUCUGUUAGACAGUGGCUGACAUGGUCCUAUAUUAGGAGACAACUUAUACCCUAAUUGCGGUGCUGUCAUCCCCCGACCCCAGCCUUGGAUAAGCUGCUCUGAUGAACCCUUUUGCUUCCGUCCACUGUAUUGGUGUUAUUGUCAGUGAAACGAUGAGCCUGCAAUAGAUGCUGGUACCCACACUUGCCUGGGGCUGGCUGUCCCUACUCACCUGUCAGCAGAGACCUUCCUUGUACUUGGCACUCCUGGUCCACACCGAGUCUCCUCGGGAAUCUCCCUGGCUCGCUGACACUGGUGAAGGAGGCAUCGCCCAUUGAGACCCCACACGUCCAGUGAGAUGCUGUUGGGAUGACCAAGAAAUAGAGGUCACUGAAAGAGGAAGGAGCUUUAAGACGCCAAUUAGACGAUGUUCCUCUUGCAGCCUAGUGGAUGGAGACAUUGCAUCUGCUAGAUCCGGGCUUGGUUCACUCUUGCUUUUCAGGACAUUUUGUGAUGUGUAGCUGUGCCCUGAAAAGCAACCGGUAAACCACCAAGCGGGAACCUGCUUUUGUUGCAUUGAUUUCCUGAUCAGCCGUGGUGCAGUCUCAGUCACCUAACCACAAAUGCAAGAUGGCCAGCCUGAGUUUUGCUACCAGCCAAAAAGCCUGAAUCAUCCAACUGGCCCCUUAACAGUUCUCUAGACCCGUGGUGACAACUGUCCAACCCCAUCAUCUUCCCCAGGCUCGUAGAGCAAGAGAAAUGGGUAAAAUCUAAGUAGCUUCCCUAGUCAGAGCAGUGCGACACUUGAAAGAGAGGCGUCUAGUGAUGUUAGAGGUGUUUCCACCCAGGGGCGUUGAUGGCAUUGACCACAACAAAGGACUUCGGGUGGCAGGAACUCAUCAAGUCCCAUGAUGAAGAUGUUGCUCAGACAACUUGUAGCUCUUUCCAUUUAUUGUAUCCAUCGGCAGUGCCUAUGUCACCAAGGUCCAGAAAGACGGGGUCCCUUCCUGCUUAAUAACUUCAGUCAAAUCCAGCAGACAGACUCAAAUCCUUGAUUCUGCCAGGUGUGCACCAUGCACCAGUGUUGAACACCACCUGGGUUCAUACCGGGGCCUCCUUCCUCCAAGCCCAAGGUAUCCUUUGCAGCAUAUGCCUCUCCCAGAAAUUCAAGGACAUAAGGAGGUCUGUGCACCUUUAAAUUGGCUCCAAGCUCAUGGGAAAAUGAGCUUCUGUAGGGAGGGUGGCAGACCGAAUGAGUGGUGGCAGAGCUCCUCACAGCCUUUGCAAGAAGCAGGGAGGAAAACCAGAGUAGCAAAGCUGGUACAGGGCUGGGGGUGCUGAGUGAGGGCAAAGAGGCAUCAACUGAGCCAACAGCCAAGGCAGUCAAGCACAAGAUUGAUUUUGCUACCAUGAAGUAGAUGGGUCAGCAUCUAACGAGAAGAAAUGUGGAAACAACCGUACAGAGCUGCUGUGGUACCCGUAGCUGUCUUUGCAGAGGACAUGGGCUGGAUUGACCUCAAAAAAAAAAGAGACUUACUCCAUGCUGCCUGGAAGAAGCCCCUGUAGCUUGCAGCUGCAGUGCAUCAGAUGUAUGGAGGCUGGCUGUCUGCUGCAUCUCUUGCAUGCCUAGCAGGACACCACUACAGACAACAGCUUAGUACUCAGUUUUGCAGUCAUGACUUUUUAAGGCUGGUAUCACCAGGAAUAAUCAGGUUAUUUCUCCUGUUCAUAAUCAGUGGUUCCUAACACACUUCAGCAUAAUAAAAUUUUCUGUUUUUCUCGCAGUCCGUGCAGUGGGCACAGACAGACAAUCACAUCACCUGGUGUCGUCUACAUCGGGUUUAUACCGGGAUGUAAGUGACCUUGGGGUACGGAUCAGACAGAGAAGCAGCUUAUCACAGCUCAGACUAGCCUGCCACGACUGUGUCGUGGCACUCGGUAGCAGAAAGCCGGUAAUAGCCCGUUUGCUUUGAGCAAGCGGCUUCCCUGAGAUAAACUGGGCCGGGAGCAUGCACAGCAGUGUAACCUUCACCAGCGAAGCGUUACAAUUUUUUUUAGGGGUAAUUUAACAUUGAAUUGGGCAACAUUACCCCAAUUUAGGGGUUUGCAUCAUCUUUCUACUGCAUUUUUUUUUCUUUAGCAUAAAUGUGUCAUCUGUUCAGCCCCCCACAUUACAAGCAGUGUUCAGGUUGAUGGGAAGGGAUUCAAGACCUUAGGAGGUUUGUUCCUCCCCAGAUUUUGAAGCCGUCCGUAGCAGGGUUGAUUUGCAGCUGCUGGCUCCAAAACAUCGUUCAGAGGUACAGAACUGGCUGCCUUCACUGCACUUCAAGUGGCAUGUGGUUUUCAAAGUAUUUUCUUGGUGGGGAGAUGAAGUCUGGAUAUUUCCUUCUCUUCCACCUGCUGCAAAGAAGCCAGGUGAAGCCUGGCACCGGCACUGGGAAGGACCAAAACAAGCAGAUUUUCAUGCUCGUCUUCAAUGCAGCGGGGAAAAAAGCUGUUGACAAAGCCUCCUGCAAGAAAACGGGGCAUGGGAGCAACACAAGCCUAAUUCAGCGUUGGGGGCAGUCAUGCUAUGUCCUAUGUUACGCAGUAGAUCAAAGCUUGAAAUGCAAGGUGGGCCUUGGGCUGAGCGAGGGAUAUCAAGUCAGCUACAUCACUGGCCCGGUCUCAGGGCAGAGCGAGUUUUCUCUAGGAGCAAAAGUGGCUCAGUUUGAGUCGGUCGGCUACAACUGCACCCUUGUUCCGCGACCUACACGUGAGUGUACAUAGCUGUACAUAGACCAGCUGCUGGUUGUCCCCUUCUGGACUAACAUGCACUUUGUCUCUGAUUGCGUGUAGUGCGGUUUUCACCCAGUCCCAGAUCGUAUUUAAUGAUGCAUCCCCGACGUUCCUGCGUGUCUGUUUACAGUACGAGCUGCGUGUCCGUGACUAUUUAAUCGCCGGUUGUAGGUAGUGGCGGCUGCUCCCCGCGUCACGCGGGAUCUCUGAGCAGCCAUCCCCGUAGCUCCCCUGAGGCCAAAGGUAAAGCAGAUGUACCUGGGUUAGCCAGAAACAAAGCCUCAGUUAGUGCCUCCUUAUAGCAGCGGGGUAGCCUCCUUCAUUUUAAUGUACGCUGGAAUGACGCUGGCACGGGUUUCCAUAGACAUUUGAAAAAGGCCAAACUGGAAAGAGCAGAAAUGCCCCCUGACUGGAAGGAGGGAUUUAUAUCGUCUUUUUAGUUAAAUAAAUAAAAACAACAAAGAUCUC